AUGCUCUUGUUCCUAUUCACCAUAGUUUUGUCCGCCCUUUCAGUUGUCAUUCCACAGUGUCAACCUCCAAACGGUGAGCCUUUUCAGGUUGAUUCCGAGAUUCUAAACUAGAUUUAGAUUGUUCGGUUCACGUGUUCCGAGUUCGAUUGUCGCAGAAACCAGAGGAUGAAGAACCUGAGAAUACAACUUACAAGGUUAUUUGUUAAAUUGACAGGACGUCAUACUGAACAUUUGUCUUAUUGUCAGGCUGUGCAAAACAACGAAUAUGGCACGAAUUACUAUGAGAUAAGGGGCGGAAAAGAAAUGACUCCAAAGUUGGCGGCAGAGAUCAUUCAGAGUAUGGGAAAAGACGCGGAUCCCAGACUAAAGGUUGGAGUGGGCGCUCAGCUAUCAACAGAGAAAACUAGCAUUUAGGAAAAGAUUAGCAAUAAGGAGUUCUACUGGAAGGCUGUAGAACCGGGAGGUGCGGAACGAGCCAUGUCGGCUUCUAUCCCACCUCCGCCCGCCACAAAACAACGUACUUCGACAGUAAGCCAUCUAGUCCAAUUUCUUUAUGAAACAAAACGCUUUAAAAUCAGCCCGAAAACUCGUCCUUCAAGCCCAAUGAAUUUCCUGUUCUUCUGGUCACUCUCCUACUUUUCGUCGGAAUAUUCCUAGGAAUCCUGCUCACCGCAUUCUGCUUUUUCAUGGCCAACAUGCGAAAAGAGCCGCACUUUGACAGAUCGAGCGCAGUCAUCUACAGCAAAGUGGACGAAACGGCGACAGAAAUGAGGCCAAUGCUGCGGAGAGAUCAACAGAUCGACAUCUUGAGACAAGAGGCGAUGGAGAAUUCGUCUGUGACUCGUUCGAUGUCUUGUGAGUUCUCAGUUCUCAUUAAAAUAAUGGAAGUGUAAGGACAAAUGAAUUUCAGCCGGAACUCGUAUUGGUCCAGCCUUUCGAAACGGAAACUCUCUUCAACUCGCCAACAGUCGACACAUAUCGCUUUAA
This is a messenger RNA of Caenorhabditis sp. 36 PRJEB53466, 987 nucleotides long. The record is from the annotation of a GenBank genome assembly. Lineage: Eukaryota; Metazoa; Nematoda; Chromadorea; Rhabditida; Rhabditidae.